CUGAAGGGCAUCAUCAAAUCUGCAUGGAUUUGGAGGUUAAAGGAGUUGCUGCAUCCCCUCGAAGGCAGACUCAGCUGCCCUCCAGGGGGAAGAAACAUGGUCAAGGGUGGAGAUCAGAUACACAGGCUACUCGUGGUCCUCGCCCACCAGAGGUGCCAUGCCUCGAUCUAGGGAAGCUGGGAGAUUCUGAUGAAGAGGAUGGGGACUUUUACAUACCAUACAGCAGAAGUUAUCCGCAUACUUGCUCUCUAGAUUCAUCUUCAAAUUGGAGAACGUCAUUACAAACACCAUAUGCACAGCAUCAUCAGGCUCAACAACAUUCUCCUUUGGAACAAAAGACAAUACCAGAAAAUCUGCCCUCCCCAACAGACAAAUAUAAAGUAAAGUAUCAGCAGUAUGAGGCAGAGAUGAAGGAAAGAUAUAAGCAGUACUCUCAGAGAAUUGCAGCAAAGAAAAAAGACCACAUCCGAUGUCCAGAAGCUUUGAAGAAGGGUGCACACCUUGAAGACCGGCAGAAUGAUGAUCUUACAGCUCUUGAUGAGAAAGCUCUCCUCCAGCAGUGCUAUACAAGCAAGCCCUACAAUAUGCAACACAGCAUAAAAAAAUCAGAAGCUGUAAGGUUUUUUUUUUUGGCUAGAAUUAGACUGUUAACUGUCUAGACUUACAGAAUGACUUCCCAGGUGUUCAAUAGAAGUUGGGCCCUUGACGGUUUGGCCCUAGUAUGUAAUUGCACCCAUUGAAAUCACAGGGGUUUAACCAUUUCUUUCAAUAGGAAUGGAGCUGAGCAUUCCAGUGAGUGUUUUUUUAAUCUCGUCUAUAAUACUUGUAUUUUAUGUAGUAGAUUUAUAAAUCGUAUUUUCACUUAUAUAUGAAAAAAAUAAAUACAAAGAAAUAAGAGGAUUAAAUGGGUGACCUGUGUGAAUCUGGCUAUGCUGUUGUGUUUUCUCUGGUCUUUAGCUUGUCUUUGAGCCUCUAUUCCAUCCAUGAUCAUCCAUGCUAUGUACAUACCUGCUCUCGCUCUGGCUUGUUUCUAGAGCAAACACGCUGGUUUCCCUGAGAUGGAGUAUGUGAUGAGAACUGUCUUUUUAAACAGUAUGGGCUCUGUUUUCACUUUUAGAUCAGGUGAUCCAUGGCUUUGGCUGAGUCUUCAAAAUGGCAAAGGAUGGAACUUCUGCAGCAUCUCUAGGCGUUGUAUUCCUCUGCUACGCUACUCUCCUUGUGAAGUAGUUCUUCCUAGUACCCAUGCUGAGUCUCCCAGGGCUCCGUUUUUGACUCUGGCCUCUCGUUGUACUGUUGGCCACUGUCAAAAAACAGUUUGCCGCUCUCAUCUUUGUAACUGCCCUUCGCUUGUAGGCUACUUUCACAGUGCCCCAUAUCUUCCUCUUCUGCAGAUUAAACAAACCCAGCUCCUUUAGCCUCUCCUUGCAGGUUGUGUGUUUUGGCCCCAAACCCCUGCUGGAUCCUCUUGUCUUGAUCUUGGGGAGAGGGGAGAGACCAUAAACUAGAACCAGGUGCGGCCUCACUAGCGUGAGUAGAGAGAAAUAACAACUUCCCUUAAAUGGAUGUAUCCAAUAUAUUUCUUUAAUUUGUUAUGCAGACAUGAUUUUUACCCUUUUUAGGAUUGUGCAGUAGCAGUGUUGCCAAGUUAAGGUUAAGCCUUGAAUUUAGCAUUGUUUACAGUGGAGAAGAACUUGAGAUUUGAUCUUGCAGGGUCAUUAAGGUACAUGUUGAACACAGUUAGCAUUCUACCAUUCUCAUGGAAUAUUAAGCCAUAAGAAAUCUUAUGAGACUGUAAAGGUAAAUAAUGUUUUUCAUUUAUUCUGUUUUCUCAUCUCUAUGCCCUGAAGUUUGCAUCAUUGCAAACAUUUAUUCGCUUUCUAGUCUUAUUAAAGCGAAUAUGGAUGUUGCACUAUUGAGGUCACUGUUCAUUUCUAUAAAAAAACCCUUUCAGAAAGUACUCUUAUGGGAAACAUUUGUCUGUUCUUUAUUUUACACAUUUUAUACAUUAUUUUAUACAUUUAAACAUCUGUACUAUAGGGAGAGGGUAAUGACAAAAAAGUUCUAAGUGUCCUUACAGUAAUUACUUAAUGAUAAAUCAAAUAAGCUGAAAAGGCUGAGAAAUGGAGCAAUGCCGGACUGCGGAAUGACAGAUAUGCUGCAGUUGGCAUGCUUUAAAGAAGUUAAUAGGCAUCUGUGAGGGAUAUCACAGGGACCGUUAAAAGCACUUCUGUUAUUGGUUAGCAGUCAUGGGUGCAGUCUUCCCGGGAGCAUCUCUUAGGUUCAAACUUCUGAUAGUAGUAGGAAUAACAGAAAAAAGUAACUAUUGCAUACCUAUUCAUUCAAUUGGAUGUAUGCUGCAUCAAUUGUAGGCACUUAAUUUUAAGGUGUCUUAAAAAUUUGGUUGAGAAUACACAAUGUUAAAAUUUCCUUUUACAGUGAUCAUUACUAAAAUUCAGUUAAAGCAGAAUUUCUCUUAUAUGAAAUCUCAUCCUAAACUACAGAAAAUAUAUUAAAGAGAGGUUGUAGUACAUGUGUGGUUUCCACAGUACAUGUGUGAUUUCCGCUGGGGGCUAUGUGUAAUAUAACUAGUUUUUGUGGAAGAAGUUGUGUU
This is a messenger RNA of Struthio camelus australis, 2611 nucleotides long. The record is from RefSeq and is a predicted model, not a curated record. Lineage: Eukaryota; Metazoa; Chordata; Aves; Struthioniformes; Struthionidae.